AUGGCUCGACGACUCUCAUCGGCGACGCUCGUGCACGCAGCGCUGCUGCUUGCCGCCGCCAAUGGCUUGCAGGCCGCGCGCCGCGGCGUGGCCCGCAGCGCGACCCGCGCCGACGCCCGCGCCGCGGUCAGCAUGUCGGCGCUGAAGCCCGGCGGCAACGUGCUCGCCGUGGGCAACGGCCCCGUGUUCCUGCUGGCGGCGAAGACCGCCGCCGCCGCGGGCUACCCGACGACGAUCGUGAGCGCGCGGACGGAGCUCUUCAACCAGCUGCUCUGGGCCGAGGACGAGGACCGGGACGCGAACCUCCGGAUCCUGGGCGUCACGGAGGACGAGGACGUGACGGCGUUCAACGAGGCCGUGGCGUCGGCGGACGCGCUCAUCGUCGCCUUCGACGCGGAGCAGACGCUGACGGACACGCUGCUCGACGUGGUCCUCCCGGCGGAGGGCGGCGCGAGCCGCGUCGCCUGCCUCAGCAAGCACCUCUCCGGCAAGGGCAUGGGCCCCUUCGUGACGGCGUCCAAGGUCGCGGCGAACAAGGAGGUGUGGUGCGCGCCGCCGGAGCGCGUGGAGAUGUACCGGAGCUUCGAGGCGAAGCUCAAGGCCAAGGUCGCGGCCAAGGGCGGCGACGUCACCAUCGUCCGCGGCGGCACGCUCAAGGGCGGCGGGCCCGGAGACCCGGAGUCGGUGCAGGCCGUCGCGCCGACGCUCGCGCCGCGCUUCUACGCCGAGAUCGUCGCGGACCUCGUCAACUGGCAGCUCCUCUUCGACUGCGAGACACGGGGCGUCGAGCUCACGCCCGGCGACAGCGCGACGGGCUGUGUGGAAUUCAAAUCUUCAACCCGACUUCAAUGUGAACGUAAUCGAACGGCGGCCGGCCCGGGGCUCCAGGCGGUCUUCACGGCGACGGCGUCGGACGCGCGGCCGGGCGACAGCGGCCGCGUCCAGGUCGCCCAGGCCCUCGUCCGCUCCCUGGCCCUCGACGGCGCCGCGGGCAAGGAGUUCGGCGUCACGACGAAGGCCGCGCGGGACCACCCGAGCGACGGCGAGUGGGAGGCCGAGUUCGCGAAGGUAGCAGCGCCGCGGCGCGUCGUCGCGGAGGCGUCCGGCGCGCCCGAAAUAAACCCCAUCAACAGCGACUCCUACAGCUUCUCGCCGGUCGCCACGGCGCCGGCAGGAAUUGCCGCACCCACUCCAGCAAGCAAGGUGCGCACCUACGCCCUCGUCGGCCUCUGCUUCGGCGCCUUUUUUUGCCUCGGGAGCCUCGUCGUCGCCUCCGUCGACGCGGUCGAGGAGCGCGACGGCACACUCGUCCUCGACGUGGCAGGCGGCUGGGAGGCGCCGGCGCCGCACGCGCGCUGCGCCUGGAUCGAGGCCGAGGCGCGCGCGCGCGACGCGGGCAAGACGAAGGGCGAGCUCGCGGCGCAGUACGCCGUCGUCGCCGAGGACGCGAACGCCUUCUACCGCGGCACGGCGCACCUCUUCUGGUACGACUUCGUCGUCGGCGGCUGGGGCGAGUACAACCUCGAGGAGAUCGGCCUCGCGGAGCCGACGCUCGCCGACGGGUCGCCCAUCGGCCGCACGGCGACGUGGACCUGGGUCACGGGCGACCAGCACCUGUCGAACUUCGGGGCCUGGAAGAACCGCAAGGGCGACGUCGUCCUGGGCGUCAACGACUUCGACGAGGCGGCGAUCUACGACUUCCGCAUCGACGUGCGCGCGGCCGUGUCCAUCUACAACCACGGCAUGUCGAACGGCCUCGGCCGCGCGCAGUCCGAGGCGGCGGUGCUCACGUUCACGGACACGUACGUCGAGACCGUCCGCUCCUACGUCGGCAACGAGGACGCGCUCCUCUUCGAGGUCACGGCGGACACGUCGUCGGGCCUGCUGCGCGACUUCCUCGAGGCCGUCGAGGCGAAGGAUUCGGCGGGCAAGCAGCUCCACAAGUUCACGGACGUCGUCGACGGCGAGCGGGCCUUCGUCAAGUCCAAGAAGACGAAGCUCGAGGCCGUCGACGGCGACCUCGCCGCGCGCGUCGCCGCGGCGUUCGGCCGCGACGGCUACGGCGCGUCGCUGCCCAAGGUCGGCUGGCGCGCGCGCGAGUGGGACGACGCCUUCUACGAGGUGCUCGACGUCGCGCGGCGCGUCGGCAGCGGCGUCGGGUCCUUCGGCGUGGGCCGCUACUACGUGCUCCUCCGGGGGUCGCCGCGCGAGGUCGACGACGACGACCUCGAGGAGGGCGGCGCGGUCAUCCUCGACGUCAAGUACGAGCCGGCGCCCGCCGUCGCGGCCGUCGUCGGCGAGCACCCGGGCGACGAGGCCUGGUACGCGUCCCUGUUCCCGAACGAGGCCGCGCGCGCCGUCGCGGGCCAGCGCGCGCUCACGUCCUACGCGGACCCCUACGCGGGCGUCGCCAUCUUCGACGGCGGCGCCUACGUCGUCCGCGAGCGGUCGCCGUGGAAGGCGUCCUUCGACCUCGACGAGUUCGACACGUACGCCGAGUACGCGCGCUACGUCCAGGCCAUCGCGGCGACGACGGCGACGUCCCACGUCCGCGGCACCGUGGCCAAGGCGCCCGCGACGUUCAAGGACGUCGUCGCCGCGGCGUUCCGCGAGUCCUACGCCCGGGAGACCUGGGGCGUCUCCGUCGCCAAGGUCGCCGCGGCCUACCGCGAGCAGGUCAUCCUCGACUACGACUGCUUCGCCGCCUACGCCGCGAACGAGAGCGCCUGGCCCGCGUAA
This is a messenger RNA of Aureococcus anophagefferens, 2739 nucleotides long. RefSeq lists its product as hypothetical. Lineage: Eukaryota; Pelagophyceae; Pelagomonadales; Pelagomonadaceae. The record is from RefSeq and is a predicted model, not a curated record. The transcript has 5 exons. The coding region runs from base 1 to 2739 and encodes 912 amino acids.